This is a messenger RNA of Linum tenue, 1312 nucleotides long. The record is from the annotation of a GenBank genome assembly. NCBI's taxonomy places the organism in Eukaryota, Viridiplantae, Streptophyta, Magnoliopsida, Malpighiales, Linaceae.
CCCGCAGUGGAUCAAGGCCGCCGCACCAUAGAAAAGUCGGUAAACCACUGAUAUUUCUAUCUUACACUUGUGUCCCUCAGUCAGUCUUGCUCCUUCUUAAACCCUAGCCGCUUGCUCAGUUCUAAUCCUGAUUCCUGAACCCUAAAACCCUCCACUCUCCGCUCUCUCAACUCGUCUUUUCUUCCUCCUUCAGGUAAGUCUUCUCAUCUGGGUUUUUAUUUCUCUCAUGGAUUCUGGUUUUCAUGGUGCAUCACUGGACAUUAUGUGUUAUAUGAGUUAGCCCUGAUCUCCGAAAGGAGUCGCCUUUGUUUUGCCCGCUCAGGGAUUUUAGGCUGUACCUUGAUUGUAUCUAUGUUUUGUAUUCAAAGAUUGAUCAUCAGUAUAAUAAUAAGCUGAAUUCUGAUCCAAGUUUUGAUUUUGAUCUCUCUUUGUUCUCCUGUGUUUUCGUUUUCUCCUCUUUGUGUAAAACAGGGUGGCAGGCAUGGCGUUUUACAACAAAUUGGGUAGCCUCUUGAGGCAGAGUGUUUCACAGAGCAGCUCUCUCCCUAUGGGAUCUAUGAUGAACUCGGCCCGUUUCAUGUCUACCAACAAGCUCUUCAUCGGAGGCCUUUCCUAUAGUACAGACGAUCAAUCUCUCAAGCAGGCCUUCGAUGCCUAUGGUGAAGUGGUCGAGGCUAGAGUUAUCACUGAUAGGGAUACUGGAAGGUCAAGAGGAUUCGGGUUUGUGAACUUCACAGAAGCUGAAGCUGCUAACUCAGCAAUGUCAGCCAUGGAUGGACAGGAGUUGCAAGGUCGCAACAUACGAGUGAGUCUGGCCAACGAAAGGCCCAGUGCUCCGCGUGCUUACAAUGACAGCUACCGUGGUGGUGGAGGUUAUGGUGGUGGGGGCAGGGGAGGAGAUUACUAGUCCUUUCUGCUUGCGUUGGAAAUGACUCUUGUCGCAGCUCCUUGCCAAUUCGGAGAGGCAUUUCUCGUUUGAGGUGCUGAAAACUGUGGUUCUUUCCGACUUGAGUCGUGGAUUUGUUUUCGUUAAGCACAUGGAAUGUGGUUGUCCCAAUUUGUCUUAUACUUUUAGUAGAUUAGGGGCAGCAGGGGGGCUAAGUAAGUAGUAACUGUUUGCUGCUCACAUGAUGUCAUCUCGUGUUAACGUCCUUUCCUGUGAAGGUGUGUGUUAAUAAAGGUGAACUUAAAUGUUGAAUCUGCUGUCAGUUUAAAGCUCUCUGGUUAAAUAUGCGUCAUACUGCCUAUCUCUUCUCUCAAUUCUCAGAUGGCUCACUGUCAACUGUGCUUGAGGAUAUUCUAUUCUGAGUAG